Messenger RNA from Polyodon spathula (Mississippi paddlefish), 825 nucleotides. Its product is annotated as prothymosin alpha. NCBI's taxonomy places the organism in Eukaryota, Metazoa, Chordata, Actinopteri, Acipenseriformes, Polyodontidae. Bases 153 to 533 code for a protein of 126 amino acids. The record is from RefSeq and is a predicted model, not a curated record. Gene Ontology annotation, biological process: negative regulation of apoptotic process; positive regulation of transcription by RNA polymerase II. Gene Ontology annotation, cellular component: nucleus. Gene Ontology annotation, molecular function: histone binding. The transcript has 5 exons.
GGGUUCUGUUUAAUCCUGCGGUUCGGAGCGGUUCGUUUCACUCCUCCGCGAAAGAGCCGCGCUGCUGCAGAAAGGGGUCGCUGGAAUUGGAAUUGGAAUUGGAAUUGGAAUUGGAAUUGGAAUUCCCGGAGGCUUCACCCGCAGCGCUUACAAUGGCAGACACCGCCGCUGACACCGCCAGCCCCGCCGAGGUUACCGCCAAGGACCUGAAAGAGAAGAAAGAAGUGGAGGAGGAGGUGAAGGAGGAGACUGGCAGCGGGGAUGCACCUGCUAACGGCACGGAGAAGGAGGCAGAGUCAAACGGUGCCGCUCACAGCGAGGAAACCCCCGAGCAGGCGGUGCGGGAGGACGGGGGCGAGGAGGCUGAGGGAGAGGUGAAUGAGGAGGGAGAGGAAGGGGCGGAGGAAGGAGAGAAGGAAGAGAAGGAAGAUGUGCAGCCAGUGAAGCGCCCGGCUGAGGCAGAGGAGAAAGCUGAAACGAAAAAGCAGAAGACAGAAAACGGAGAUUCGACAGAGGCUGAAGUGACAGCCUGAGCCAGCGUGCAGCCCGCCCUCUCUCGCCGUGCCAGCAGGGUCCCGUUCACACUGUGCAGAGGUGCUUCGUGAUCCACCAGGGGACGCUGCUCCACUCCGGCCUGUAAAGCUGUAUUAUUCAUUGCUCUCUUGUAUAUACAACUCGAGAGAGACCCUGGAGUGCUCAGCUUUGAGGCUGUGUGAUUUCGGGGGGGGGGGGGUUGUUUUUCUCUCUGUAUAAUGAAGCACAUUCUCUACUUUGUUUCUGUGACCAGCUGAUAAAAAGUUUUAAUUUUUUUUUUUGGUGUUUUUU